AUAAUUGCGAUUGUCAAGCCUGAUAAUUGAUGUUAUGUUGUAGGGCAUAGAGAUUAUAUCUCAUGUUAGAUGUAGUUGGAUAUAUUUGCUUUCCCCUUAAUUUCACUACUGUUUUAUUGAGAAAUCAAGUACUAUAUAUCUAUGUACAAGAUAUGUAAACCUAUAUGAAGCCGAUCAUAUAUUCUAUACUCAGGACACAUGUUUUUCAUGCCCUCUAUUUGGGUUGAAAAAUUUCGGCUCCCGUGGCAACACAUGAGCAAGUCUGGUAAAGAAUAGUAGCAAAAAUGAACAAAGAAUAGUGAAUCCUGAAUACAAUGAACAUGACUGGAAAAGAAUUGUAGACUCAUGACCAAGUCUGCAAAACAAUAUUCUACACUAACGACACAUGUUUUUCAUGCCCUCUAUUUGGGUUGAAAAAUUUCGGCUCCCGUGGCAACACAUGAGCAAGUCUGGUAAAGAAUAGUAGCAAAAAUGAACAAAGAAUAGUGAAUCCUGAAUACAAUGAACAUGUCUGGAAAAGAAUUGUAGACUCAUGACCAAGUCUGUAAAACAAUAUUCUACACUCACGACACAUGUUUUUCAUGCCCUCUAUUUGUGUUGAAAAAUUCCGGCUCCCGUGGCGACACAAGAGCAAGUCUGGUAAAGAAUAGUGGGAAAAUGUACUAAGAAUAGUGAAUCCUGAAUACAAUGAACAAGUCUAGAAAAGAAUUGUACACUCAUGACCAAGUCUAUAAAACAACACAAGAUGGCCAGGAAUCAGUUAUGAGCAGCCACAUCAUGGAAUGAACCCCUGGAAAAUUCAAAGGAUUUCUUAAAUCUGGAAAAGAACUUGAUUUCGCUUAAGUUCUACAAUGUAUAUAUCAAGUAAGUUGCACUGCAGCUGAUCCUUCAGCCCCAACCAGCCUAUUAGUAUUGUUAUUUUGUAGAGUGUAAAACUUCCAAAUUCUUCUCCAUUUUGUGCGUAAUAUAAAACUACCAGUCACCUAAGCCAUUAGGGCUAAACUGCAAAUGUACUCAACAAUGAAGACAAGACAAUGAUUCAUGAUUAAAAAAUGUUGUGGAAAUCAAGUUCAUCCUGAUUCUUGAACAAUUAAACAAUGUAGACAUGCUGUAACGACAAUAUUUAUGAUUACCAUGGCUUUGCAGAAAACUCAUGGUCAAACUGCAGCUAUUUAGUAAUAAUAUUACAACUCACUUCAUAUUGCAAUUGAUACACCAUUUAGGAUAUUACUACUGGAACUGAGCUCAUGUGUAGAGUGACCUGCAGGCAAGUUAAUGGAUCAGCACUCUUCUCCUAUUUGGUCUCAAUGCUUCUUCAAUUUCAACAGGAUCAAUUAAUAGCAGCUCUUUUGCUCAAUGCUUCUUCAUUUUCAACAGGAUCAAUUCGUCAGUUCUGGUAUGUAGAACUAUCUUAUCCACUCUGGAAGUGCCCUUCCUACCUUUUAUUUGGUAUCAAUUGAGAACUGUUUUAAAGAGUAGAAACCAAUCACGGGGUUAUUACACUUGGUUAGUAGUGUUUCCUAUUUUCUUAUCCCUAUCUUACCUGCAUUCUUGAUAGUUUGUCAUGUCUCUCCUGCUUGACAUGACAAAUCACAAAGAAAGAAAAAUCCUUAUGACUUGUGAGCUUUGCCUGUUAACUUAACCAAUGCUGGGAAAUCUCUUGCUUUGUACAAUGGUAAGUCAUGAGUCUGCUGUCUUCAUACAAUGAGGAAAUAUUUGUUUGCUGCUUAUUCAUUAAUAUCUUAUUACUGAAAGGAUUGCCAGUGUAUUAGCGAUUCAAGUUCCAGCUUUGGCAGUGUAGUCUGGAAUGUUUGAAAUUAACAAGAUGAACUCCUAUCAACUACUCCAAGGUUUUCUGAAACAGUAAGAACAUUUGCUAACAGAAACUUAGUUCAAAACUUAGCAAACUUAGUUAAGAGAAACUUAGUUACCAAGUUGCUAUGCAGUCAAUAUGCACCUAUGUUAAAUAUUCAUAUACUUGUUGACAAGGUUUCUGUAUACUGCUCCUUACCCUUUUAUGUGAUAUUUACUUUCGUGGUCAGUUACAAAUUGAUCAAGGUAAAUGUAUGUAUAUCUAUGGUGGAUGAUCUGUGUCAUUCUUUUACAGGUCAUAAUAAUUCAAGUUCAUAUUCUGGAAGGAUGUUGACCAACGAGCCUUGUAAUAAUGAGGUCAGAGAUGCUGCAAUGCAUAAUCAGUUAUCUGCUUGUAACACAAGGAAUUAUACUGCAACAUUUCCUCCAGUGCAGGCAAACUCGAAUGAUGUGCCGCUUGAUGAAACAUCUGCUUUUAACUCCGGAACUCGUGCUUCAACAUAUGUUCCAUUGCGGGAUAAUCCUACACUUGGGAGGCAAGCCCAAGAUCACAUGAAGGUGUCAUUUUCAUUGCCACUGAACACUAAAUAUCAGUAGUUCAGAUGUUUCCUCUCUGAUUUACAGGGCUCUGCUUAUUACUAAUUUUUUUGUUUCCUGACUUGUUCCGAAGGCAUGGUUAGACAUUUGUCAUGUGAGUUUGUGCAAUGGGUACCGAGCUUACACUCGCGUGCUUAAAAUGACUUCUUCUACAAGAUAGGAACAUGCGUUGGCUGUAUGAGCAUGCGUUGUGUAUAAACUGUGUAUAAACUUCAUUGUUUACCUAUA
Aegilops tauschii subsp. strangulata is the source of this 2637-nucleotide messenger RNA. Lineage: Eukaryota; Viridiplantae; Streptophyta; Magnoliopsida; Poales; Poaceae. The record is from RefSeq and is a predicted model, not a curated record.